Molecule: messenger RNA, 1227 nt
Organism: Antrostomus carolinensis (chuck-will's-widow)
Lineage: Eukaryota; Metazoa; Chordata; Aves; Caprimulgiformes; Caprimulgidae
Product: hydrocephalus-inducing protein-like
Exons: 6
Biological process (GO): cilium movement; axonemal central apparatus assembly
Cellular component (GO): axoneme
Source: RefSeq, a predicted model, not a curated record
AUCAGCAAAGGUCCCAGAUUUACCUGCGUGUUCCUGGCCACCGUGGUAGUGCCCACCGUCCACUUCUCCACCACCAGACUCAACUUUGGAUCCUGCUUCAUCUGCAGUGCUGGGAUGCUCCCUGCUCAUCAGACCCUUGUCAUCACAAACAAGGCAGACAAGGAUAUGAGUUUGAGCUGCUUGUUCACGAACACGGCGCACCUGGAGGUCAACUUCCCACCACGUGUCCUUCACCCAGGAGGGACAGUGAAAGUGCCCAUCACUUUCUAUCCGAGAGAGGUUGCAUCUUAUCGUGAGAUCAUCCCGUUUGAAAUCAACGGUCUUUGCCAGCAGACCGUUGAGGUCCAAGGAAGAGGCGUAGAAAUGAAGGUUGAUGUUGUGGAUCCACAAGGGAAGGUGGUGGAGCUGGGAGCCCUCUCCAUCGGACAGAUGGUGAAGAAGAUCAUCACCAUAGCAAACAACAGCGCUGCACCUGUCACUUUCAGUCUCAGCCUCAGGUCCACCAUCCCAGAGCUGCAAGAAGCUGGGGUUCUCUGCUUGAACCCUACCAAAAAACUAAGUCUGAACCCCAAAGGAGAUACCUGUAAAGUGGAGGUGACCUUCUCUCCAAAGUGCCGCCUCCAGCCGUUCACUGGAGAAGUGAUGUUGGAGUGCAACGGCCUGGUGCGCUCCCUUUUCAUGGUGCGGGGCUCCUGCCAGGGCAUCCACGUCAGUUUGGACCAGGAACACCUCAGCUUCGGAGCGGUGAUGCAGCAGAGCUCCAGGUCGCAGCGCAUCCUCAUGCAGAACACGGGCGACAUAGGAUGGGACAUUAAGAGCUUCAAGCUAGAUUUCUCCAUCAGCCCCGCAAAGGGUUACAUCUCCCCGGGAAAGGAUGUCCCCUUCAUCAUGACCUUCCACCCCUCUACGUUGAGCCACGCUAUCCUGUACGAGGGCCUGCAGUGCUUCAUCCAGGGCAGUGAGCCGCUCCGGCUUACGCUGGCAGGAUGCUGCAUGGAGACCCCUGUGACCAAAGAGACACUGACUUUCACAUGCAACGUGCGUGAGGAGCAGAGCCAGACCAUCCUCCUGUCCAACCCAAACAACGAGACCUGGACUGUGAAACCUGUCAUUGAGGGGGAAUACUGGAAGGGGCCUGAAUUUUUCCAUCUGGAGGCCAAUCAACAAAAGCCCUACGAGAUCACUUACAAGCCCCUGACCAUGACCUCUGAGAAAAAGAAACAUCAG